Molecule: messenger RNA, 1158 nt
Organism: Colletotrichum abscissum
Lineage: Eukaryota; Fungi; Ascomycota; Sordariomycetes; Glomerellales; Glomerellaceae
Product: septin
Exons: 4
Coding region: 1-1158 (385 amino acids)
Biological process (GO): cytoskeleton-dependent cytokinesis; intracellular protein localization
Cellular component (GO): microtubule cytoskeleton; cytosol; cell division site
Molecular function (GO): GTPase activity; molecular adaptor activity; GTP binding
Source: RefSeq, a predicted model, not a curated record
AUGGCCCCCGCCGCCGCCGAGAGCGCUUCACCGAUUGGUAUCGCCAACCUCCCUAACCAGCGACACAAGAUUGUCGCCAAGCGAGGUGCUGCCUUCACUAUUAUGGUUGCUGGCGAGUCUGGCCUCGGAAAGACCACCUUCAUCAACACCCUGUUCUCCACGACCAUCAAGAACUAUGCCGACCACAAGCGCCGUCACCAGAAGCAGGUUGACAAGACUGUCGAGAUCGAGAUCACCAAGGCUGAGUUGGAGGAGAAGUUCUUCAAGGUCCGCUUGACCGUUAUCGAUACCCCCGGCUUCGGCGACUAUGUCAACAACCGCGAUUCCUGGAUGCCCAUCAUCGAGUUCCUUGACGACCAGCACGAGUCCUACAUGCUUCAGGAGCAGCAGCCUCGCCGCCAGGACAAGAUCGACCUCCGUGUCCACACCUGCCUGUACUUCAUCCGCCCUACUGGCCACACCCUGAAGCCCCUCGACAUCGAGGUUAUGAAGAGACUCUGCUCGAGAGUGAACCUGAUUCCGGUCAUCGCCAAGGCUGAUACUCUUAGCCCUGCGGACUUGGCCAAGUUCAAGGCUCGCAUUCGCGCUGUCAUCGAGGCCCAGAGCAUCAAGAUCUACCAGCCCCCUGUCGAGGAGGACGACGAACCCGCUGCUCAGCACGCCCGCAGCUUGAUGGCUGCGAUGCCCUUCGCUGUCAUCGGUUCCGAGAAGGACGUCAAGACCGGCGACGGACGCAUCGUCAAGGGUCGCCAGUACUCUUGGGGCGUUGCCGAGGUCGAGAAUGAGGACCACUGCGACUUCAAGAAGCUGCGGUCAAUUCUCAUCCGUACCCACAUGCUCGACCUCAUCCACACCACCGAGGAGCUUCACUACGAGGCCUACCGCGCCCAGCAAAUGGAGACCCGCAAGUUUGGCGAGGCCCGCCCCAGGAAGCUCGACAACCCCAAGUUCAAGGAGGAGGAGGAGGCGCUCCGCAAGCGCUUCACCGAGCAGGUCAAGAUCGAGGAGCAGCGUUUCCGCCAGUGGGAGCAGAAGCUCAUCGCCGAGCGCGACCGUCUCAACAAGGAUCUCGAACAGACCCACGCCCAGAUCAAGCAGUUGGAGACCGAACUGGAGCAGAUGCAGGGAAGUGCCGUCCGCAGCCACGGUCGCCGUUAA